AUGUCCGGCCAGUUCAGCCAGCACCAACUGCGAGACGGCGUCGUGCUGCCACAUGUGCUCAACAAAGCUCCUCAGGGUACCAAGGCCCACGUUCUCAACUUGGGCUACCUUCAAGCGGAUGCUGGAUGGUUCAAACGCGGAGGAAAUUCGUCGUUCAUGAGCAAUCCGAAGGGUCCGGAGGUGCACGAACGGCGUGAUUUGAUCAUGUACUCCGUGCUCAUCGAGCAUCCCACCGAAGGACUCAUUCUGUGGGAGACUGGCUCCGGACGCGAUUAUGACAAGGUCUGGGGUGCCCCCUUGAACGACAUCUUCGCGAAAUCGAGGUAUGAUCCGGAGCACGAGCUGGAAGCAGCCAUCGCCAAAACCGGCCACAAGAUCAAAGACAUUAAACAAGUCAUCAUCGGCCACCUCCACCUCGAUCACGCCGGCGGCCUGGAACACUUCCGCAAGACCGACGUCCCCAUCUGGGUGCACGAGCGGGAACUCAAAGGGGCCUUCUUCAGCUGUGCCACGGGCGCCGAUCGUGGCGUCUACCUGCCGCACUACCUCUCGCUCGACGAGCUCAACUGGAAAUGCUUUGACGACCGCUCCAUCGACUUUGCCCAGGGCAUCACGCUCCACCACCUCCCCGGCCACACCGACGGCCUUAUUGGCUUGCAGCUCAACUUGGAGAAUGACGGAACGUUCUUCUUCGUCAGCGAUCAUGCGCACAUCAUGGAAAACUACAACCCGGGCAUUCCGCAGGGCUGGCUGGCGCGAGACCACCCGGCUUGGUUCAAUUCCAACCAAAGGCUGCAGAGGCUCGAAAAGACGACGGGUGGCAAGGUGGUGCCGGGGCAUGAUCUCGAGACCGUGGAGCCGCUGUUGGGCAGGGUGCUGACGUGA
This is a messenger RNA of Sporisorium graminicola, 885 nucleotides long. RefSeq lists its product as uncharacterized. Bases 1 to 885 code for a protein of 294 amino acids. The transcript is spliced from 2 exons. NCBI's taxonomy places the organism in Eukaryota, Fungi, Basidiomycota, Ustilaginomycetes, Ustilaginales, Ustilaginaceae. The record is from RefSeq and is a predicted model, not a curated record.